AUGGAGACGGCCAAAGCUUGGCUGAAUAAGUUAAAAUCUAAAGACAAAGCGAAAUCCUCGAAAAAGAAGGAAGCCACAAGUAAUGUAAAGGAAGCACCGAGAACACCUGGAGGUGAAGAAGUACUGUCAAAUGUAACCAAGGAGAAAGCUGCUGCUGCGAAGCUAUAUAUUGAGAAUCAUUACAAAAUGCAAAUGCAGAGUCUUCAGGAAAGAAAGGAGCGACGCAAAAUGCUUGAGAAGAAAUUAGCUGCUGCGGAAGUCUCUGAGGAAGAGCAAAACAACUUGUUGAAGGAUUUGGAGUUGAAGGAAACUGAGUACAUGCGUCGUCAGAGGCAUAAAAUGGGAGCUGAUGACUUCGAGCCGUUGACAAUGAUUGGGAAGGGUGCAUUUGGAGAGGUUAGGAUCUGUAGGGAGAAGGGAACAGGCAAUGUCUACGCAAUGAAGAAGCUUAAGAAAUCUGAGAUGCUUCGCAGAGGACAGGUGGAACAUGUGAAAGCAGAGAGAAACUUACUUGCAGAAGUUGAUAGCAAUUGCAUUGUCAAACUGUAUUGUUCUUUCCAAGAUGAUGAGUAUUUGUAUCUCAUAAUGGAGUAUCUACCUGGUGGAGAUAUGAUGACUUUACUUAUGAGGAAAGACACUCUUACUGAAGAUGAAGCCAGGUUUUAUAUUGGAGAAACUGUCCUGGCUAUUGAGUCUAUUCAUAAGCACAACUAUAUCCACAGAGAUAUCAAGCCUGAUAAUCUUCUACUUGACAGAGAGGGCCACAUGAAAUUGUCAGAUUUUGGAUUAUGUAAACCAUUAGACUGUAGUAAUCUUCAGGAAAAAGAUUUCACAGUUGCAAGAAAUGUUAGUGGGGCUUUACAAAGUGAUGGACGCCCCGUGGCAACAAGACGCACCCAACAGGAGCAACUGCUAAACUGGCAGAGAAAUAGAAGGAUGCUUGCUUAUUCCACCGUUGGAACUCCUGACUAUAUUGCCCCAGAAGUUCUGCUGAAAAAAGGAUAUGGAAUGGAAUGUGAUUGGUGGUCUCUUGGCGCCAUUAUGUAUGAAAUGCUUGUAGGGUUUCCGCCAUUUUAUUCAGAUGACCCAAUGACAACUUGUAGAAAGAUAGUAAAUUGGAGAAAUUACUUGAAAUUCCCAGAAGAGGUUAAACUAUCACCAGAAGCCAAGGAUCUUAUUUGUAGGCUUCUAUGCAAUGUUGAACAAAGGCUUGGAACCAAAGGAGCAGAUGAAAUUAAGAACCACCCUUGGUUCAGAGGUACCGAGUGGGGAAAAUUGUACCAUAUGAAGGCUGCCUUCAUUCCUCAGGUCAAUGAUGAGUUGGACACCCAAAAUUUUGAGAAAUUUGAAGAGACUGACAAGCAAGUUCCAAAGUCAUCAAAGUCAGGUCCAUGGAGAAAGAUGCUCUCAUCCAAGGACAUAAACUUUGUGGGCUAUACUUACAAGAACGUUGAAAUCGUAAACGAUGACCAGUUACCAGGGAUAGCUGAGCUAAAGAAGAAGAGCAAUAAGCCAAAGCGGCCUUCGAUCAAAUCCCUCUUUGAGGAUGAAGCAUCUGGUGGCACAACAACAACAACACACCAAGGAAGCUUCUUGAAUCUGUUACCGACGCAGAUCGAAGAUCCUGAGAAAGAGGGCAGUAAAUCUAGCUCAUCCGGGUGA
Messenger RNA from Microthlaspi erraticum, 1662 nucleotides. Lineage: Eukaryota; Viridiplantae; Streptophyta; Magnoliopsida; Brassicales; Brassicaceae. The record is from the annotation of a GenBank genome assembly.